UCUGAAAAAGAUCAACCCUACAAAUCUGGUUGCGAAACAGCUGGAAAAGUGGAAAAGAAGUUGAUACGUGAAUUCCUGAUGGAAAAAAUGAUGAUGGUCAAGAGGUAGUAAAAUUAACCGUGUGAGGGUGUCUGAACAUUUUUCGUGAACUGUUACAGCAUCAAAUGCAGACACUCGAUAAAAACAUCGACUGUGAGGUUGCUUCUUAUUUUUUUCCAAGACUAUCCUAAUUAUUUGGUCAAACGAUAAGGAAAUCAUGGGAAGUUUUAAAGGCCAUGCAUUGCCUGGAAGUUUCUUCCUGAUCACUGGUCUGUGGUGGGCCGCAAAGCAGACCUUUUUGUACACCACCCGCAGGAACAAAAGUGCUGGUGCGGGAAGACUUGCAUCUCGAGCUACACAACGCCGCAUAGAAAUCAUAGAAGGAGCUGUCAUUUUAUCAUUUUCUAUUAUCGGUAUGUUAGCAGAGCAGCUUCUAGCAGGUGGGCCCAAGUUUCAACUGUACGAUUCUUCCACUCAGCACUGGGAGCAGCUGAUGAACUGGCAGCACACCACCAUGUACCUGUUCUUUGCCAUCGCAGAGGCCAUAUCGCUCACUGUCCACAGCACUGACAUCGCCCCUUUGGCUUUAGACCGAAUGCUGUUGGGUCUUGCUUUCUUUAAUGAAGGAUUUCUGUUCCUUUAUCAUCUCCAUGGUAGAGACCUGCUUGAUGUCCAUGUGCACACUCUUCUUCUUUAUGCCAUCUUUGGACAAGCUUUCAUCUGCCUUCUGGAGGUUUUCCACAGGGGGAAUAUUCUACUAGAACUGUUCAGAGCCACUCUCACUGUACUGCAGGGCAGCUGGUUUUGGCAGAUUGGCUUCGUACUGUAUUCGCCCAGUCAAGUGAAAUGGGAUCAGACAGACCAUGGAAAUGUUAUGUUUGUCACAUUAUGCUACUGUUGGCACCUCGCGUUUGCAUUGUUCACUGUAGCUGUAGUGUACUGGUCUGUUCUAUGUGCUGUGCGUGCCAGACUGCGGAGGAUGCCACCCAUGGAAAUGGGGCUUUUGAAACCAAGGGACAAAGAAGUAGAGUCUGAAGACGAGAUGUUAUGAGUCCUUACACGUUCAACGCUGCAUCCCAAUUCAUUUUGGCCUCAGACCAAAGAAAAAUAUGGAGACAGAGAGUAAGA
Messenger RNA from Pimephales promelas (fathead minnow), 1167 nucleotides. It is a transcript of the gene tmem45a, whose product is annotated as transmembrane protein 45a. Lineage: Eukaryota; Metazoa; Chordata; Actinopteri; Cypriniformes; Leuciscidae. The record is from RefSeq and is a predicted model, not a curated record.